Psylliodes chrysocephalus is the source of this 1154-nucleotide messenger RNA. The record is from the annotation of a GenBank genome assembly. NCBI's taxonomy places the organism in Eukaryota, Metazoa, Arthropoda, Insecta, Coleoptera, Chrysomelidae.
AUUUAUGUCAUUGGUCUGGACAUAGACUGCAUUCGAAUAUCUCGAGUUCCAUGUCUAUUCAGACUUGAAAGUCUGUCAAAUUUAAAAAAAUCUGUACAGAAAAAAAUUCCAGUUUCAUAUUUCAAUAGUCCCUAAAUUAUAUAAAGUAAACAAAUAAUGUGCGUUGCUCAUACCUCAAAGAAGACACCAGGAAAAAGAGGUGAUUUCCAAAAAUUCCUAGAAAAAGCUGGAAUAGUAGAUCUAUUAACUAACGUUAUAGCCGACAUUUUUGAACAGCUUGUUAAACCAGAAAGCGUAACAGUUUUUGUUAUCGAUAAAUUAUCUCGCGAAGCAGGUCUAGACACUUAUACAUACCUUAAAGCCAAAUAUGUAGAUACACUUGAUCAUCUUAAAACUGCGGAUAAAGAACUUGAAGUCUUAAAAGCCAGAUUAUCUAAAUUACAAUGUAUAGAGGCAGCUCAUUCUGAAGGAGAACAGGAAAUUUGAAGAUGGACAAAAAUAAUUUCAGGAAAUUUCCACAUAAUGCUUGCUGAUGGAUAAUGCAGUGAUAACAGAGAAAUUGCGGAAAAGUUUCAUCUUUACGACAUAACGCCACCAGACCCUUAUCACAACCCACCAUAGCUGGAGCACCAUCGGUUGUCAAGCCUACCAUUUUCGAUAUUGGAAUUUUCUCGAAAGAAAUAAUAUUUGUUAAAUGAGAAAACAACUCCUGUCCAGUAGUGUGUCCUUUCAGUGGAAUAAACUUCAAAAAAUCUUCUUUAAUCUUAAAAUCACUAAAAACCAUCCUGACGAACACGGCCAUCUGGGCAGUGUCAACGACAUCUGUUGAUUCAUCCAGUUGAAGUGAAAAAUAAACACAGUUAUCUAAGUCAGUUCUUAACUGUAAAAAAAUAUCAUUGCUCAGUACUUCUACACGUCUCAUCACUGUAUUAGCAGAAAGUUGCAUAGCUUUUAUAGCUGAAACUAUCUCGUCUUUAUUUCUAAAGUUGGCAAAUAACGAAUAGUAGCUUCUAAAAACGCCUGUUUUAUCAUUUCCCCGUCUUCAUAAGGUUUCUUUUUUUGUGCAAUUAUCUGGGACACACGGUACGAUGCUUCAGUUGCAGCAUUAUUUUUGUCGACUGUUCUUAAAAAUAUUGAUUGUUCUCCAAUUAACU